This is a messenger RNA of Fimicolochytrium jonesii, 1080 nucleotides long. RefSeq names its product origin recognition complex, subunit 2. Gene Ontology annotation, molecular function: DNA replication origin binding. The annotation marks the transcript as partial. Gene Ontology annotation, cellular component: nucleus; nuclear origin of replication recognition complex. NCBI's taxonomy places the organism in Eukaryota, Fungi, Chytridiomycota, Chytridiomycetes, Spizellomycetales, Powellomycetaceae. The record is from RefSeq and is a predicted model, not a curated record. Gene Ontology annotation, biological process: DNA replication. The transcript has a single exon.
AAGACAUCCAACAACACGCUAUCACGGCUGCCCUCGCUCUCGCAACUUUCUACGACCACCACCACAUCAUUCCGCCCCCAAAAGCAUGCAGCCGAGACCGCGCUGCUGACCUCGCUCUACCGCGACCAGUUCCCCGAGUGGUUCUUUGAACUUCGGCAAGGCUUCAACCUCGUCUUCUACGGGUACGGCUCCAAACGCGCGCUGCUGAACGAAUUCGCCCUUGAGGUCCUGAGCGCCGACGCCGCGGUCGUCGUCGUGAACGGGUUCUUCCCCGCCAUCUCGCUGAAAUCCAUCCUCAACAGUAUUGCCGAUAAACUCAUCCCGUCUUACACGACUGCAAAAAAUUCGACAACAAAUAGGACAAUGUCAGCACCAACAGACCAACUAACUCACCUCCUCACCCGCAUCACCCGCCGCACCUACCUCCUAAUCCACAACAUCGACGCCCCACCCCUCCGCGCCCGCGCAACCCAAGCCGCCUUCGCCCGCCUCGCCGCCCACCCCCACAUCCACCUCCUCGCCACCAUCGACCACAUCAACGCGCCUUUACUAUGGGACAACGUUGCCGCCCACAAUUUCAACUGGCUGUGGCGCGACCUGACCACGUUUGCGGAUUACGAAGUUGAGACCCUGCGUGCCGGGAACACGACGCUGGGUGCACGGUGUGCGCGCGCGGGGUUGGGUGAGGUUGGCGGGGUUGCUGGGGCGACGGAUGGGGCGCGCACGCUCAGCGCUGUGCUGCAUGUCUUGAGAUCGUUGAAUAGCAACGCGAGGGGGAUAUUUCGGUUGUUGUGUGAGCAUCAGUUGGCUGCUGGGGAUGAGACCGACCCUGCAUCACCAUCACAACAACAGAAAGGCAACAGCAGCAACAACAUCACGCAACCCGGACUCUCCCACGAGCUGUGGUACGCCAAAGCGCGCGAGAAGUUCCUUGUGGGGAAUGAUAUCACCUUCCGCACGCAGUUGGGCGAGUUUCGCGAUCAUGCGAUCGUGGUGGCGAGAAAGAGUCCGGGGGAUGGGAGGGAGGUGCUGGCUGUGCCGCUGGAUCGGGAGACUCUGGAGGCGGUGUUGGAAGGGAUG